AUGUCUCACAUUCGUAAAGGUUCAUCCGCAUCAAGUCCCGAUUUACGUAACAUAAAUGUUACUUCAGGAACUCCUUUGUCUGAUAUAUCUAACGGAAACAUUGCAUCUUCCAGUGGUAUCCCAAGAAACAUUACAAGCAACUCAGCAUCAGUCAUGAUACCUUCUUCAUCGUCUACAAUUCCACCAAAUACUGUUAUAGCAUCAGACGAACCUUCACCAUUGAUAAGAAUGUCAUCAGGAAAGCGGAAAUUAGUAAGAAAACGACGAAACUUAACACCUAUACCUAUUAUUGAUUUGACAACAGAUGAUGAUAACGAGGUUGCUGAUAUCAUUGAUCAACAUUUAAAAGGUGUUUCAAAAGACUACUUGGAUCAUGGUGACCAGAUUAUCAUGUGUCGAACGUGUAGCGCAAAGCUAUGGAAAGCAGAGGCGGAUAGGGGAGAACAGAAGCGAAAUAAACCUAACUAUUUCCUUUGCUGUUCAUACGGCAAAGUUUUGUUACCUGAUUUUAAGCAGCCUCCUGAAAUUUUGAAAGAUCUAUAUGUUGGCGUCAGUGCGAAGAGCAAAUUCUUUUUAAAAAACAUUCGUCGUUAUAAUUCUAUGUUCUCAUUUACAUCUAUGGGAGGAAGGAUUGACAAAACUAUCAACCGUGGAAAUGCACCUUAUGUCUUUCGAUUAAGUGGUCAAAAUUAUCAUACUAUUGGGAGUCUAUUACCUGAUGAUGGAAAGGAGCCAAAAUUCAGCCAGUUGUAUAUAUACGACACAGAUAAUGAAAUAUUUAAUCGACAAAAUGCAGUUGGGGGCUCAAACACUUCUUUUACAAUAACUGAGUCAGCUUUUGAUGUUCAGAUCAUUGAGGAACUUACACUUAUGUUAGACACUAACAACGCUUUGGUUAAAAUUUAUCGACAAGCUAGAAAUUGUUUAAACGAAAACCCUUACAUCGACUUGAAGCUUUGUCUAAUUGGUAAAAGAUCCAAAGAUGGUAGGACAUAUAACCUUCCUGAAGCUUCUGAAGUUGCUGCAUUAGUUAUUGGAGAUCUGACUCAAGCUGUUGAGAAUCGUGAUAUAGUAGUGAAAACAAGAUCUGUUGUCUAUACUGUUGAGUUUCAAAAACGCGGACUUCCUCAUGCACACAUAUGUGUAUUCAUGCAUUCUGACAGCAAGAUUCUAUCUGUUGACCAACUAGAUCCAAUCAUUUCUGCCGAAAUUCCAGACAUAGCCGAGGAUCCAGAGUUAUAUAAACUUGUGGCAGACUACAUGAUUCAUGGUCCGUGUGGUCCUCUCAAUAUGAAUUGUCCUUGCAUGAUCGAUCGUAAGUGUUCCAAGAAGUUUCCUAAGAAAUUUGUUAACGAAACAUGUUUGGAUAAAAAAGGAUUUCCAGUUUACCGUCGAAGGGAUUCUGGCCUAUCUGUUGUUAAAUCACGUGUGAACGUAGACAAUAGAUAUGUUGUUCCAUAUAGUAAAGUUUUGUUAAAAAGAUACCAGGCGCAUAUUAACGUUGAAUGGUGCAAUCAAGUUGGUUCUAUCAAAUAUUUGUUCAAGUACAUUAACAAAGGCCCAGAUAGAACUACUCUUAGAGUUGUUGAAAGUGGAAAUCAGGAUGAGCAGGAACCUGUAGUCGAUGAGAUAGAAAAGUAUUACGAUUGCCGGUAUAUUUCUGCAUGCGAAUCUGUUUGGAGGAUCUUUUCAUAUGAUAUUCAUUAUCGAUAUCCCGCAGUUAUUCGAUUGCCGUUCCAUUUACCUGGUCAGCAAAACGUAGUAUAUGGCGCAGACGAUGACAUUGACGAGGUUCUUAACAAACCAUCUGUUGCUUCUACUAUGUUCUUAUCUUGGAUGAAGUGUAACGAAAAAUUACCUGAGGCACGUAAUCUUACUUAUGUUGAGUUUCCAUCAAAGUAUGUUUUUAAAUUAAGAACUCGCAGUUGGGAUAUAAGGAAACGACAUCCUUCAAUCGGUAGGAUUCAUUCGGUGUUUCCUUCAGCUGGUGAAGCAUACUACCUCAGAAUAUUAUUGAACAAAGUAAAGGGACCAAAAUCUUUUGAAGAUAUUCGUACUGUAAAUGGUAAUUUGUAUCCAACUUUCAGGGACGCAUGCUAUGCGCUAGGGCUUUUGGACGAUGAUAACGAGUACAUUGAAGCUAUCAAAGAAGCUAAUUUGUAUGGAAGUGCUACUUAUCUACGGACGUUAUUUGGAACAAUGCUGAUGUCUGGUUUAAAUUAUUCUGACGAAGAAAUAAAGAAUUUGGCGUUGUUAGAGAUUGAGAAGUUCUUACUUCGUAAUAAUUCAUCUCUGAGGAACUAUUCAAAUAUGCCUUAUCCUGAUGAUGAGUCUAUUUCUUCGUCUAACAAUCGAUUGAUCAACGAGGAGUUAUCUUAUUUCCAAAAUACCAUGGAAGAUGAGUUGAAUAAUAUGUUACUACUUUUAACAGAUGAGCAACCUUCUUUGCUACUUUCUGGAGGUCGAACAGCCCAUUCUCGAUUUUCCAUCCCUCUGAAUCUAAAUGAGGAUUCUCUUUGCCGCAUGAAGCCUGGAUCUGAACUUGCGUGUCUUUUAAAAAAAACACAACUUAUUAUAUGGGAUGAGGCUCCUAUGAUCCAUAAACAUGCCUUUGAAGCAUUGGAUAGAACCUUAAAAGAUAUAUUGAUGCCUGAUUGUUCAAAUAGCGAAGCUUUACCAUUUGGAGGAAAGGUAAUUGUAUUUGGUGGUGACUUUAGACAGAUUCUUCCUGUUGUUCCUAAUGGCUCUAGACAGGAUAUCGUGAAUGCUUCCCUGAGUUCGUCAUAUAUAUGGAAUAAAUGCAAGUUACUAAGGCUAACAAAAAACAUGAGGCUUACUGUUGGCAUGAAUCAUGGUGAUAUUGACAAGACAAAAGAGUUUGCUAAAUGGCUUUUGGAUAUUGGCGAGGGAAAACUUGGUGGUCGCAACGACGGAGAAGCUCUUAUUGAUAUACCUCAAGAACUUUUGAUUACUGAGUCCACUAACCCUAUUGGUAAUCUGAUCAACUUUGUGUAUCCGUCGAUACUUGAAUCGUUCAAUGAUCCAAAUUAUUUUCAGGAAAGAGCCAUACUUGCUCCUAAGAACGACGUUGUUCACGAGAUAAAUGAUACCUUAUUAGCAAUGUUUCCUGGUGAUCAUAAAGAGUAUCUAAGUUCAGAUUCCAUCUGCCAAUCUGAGAAUGUAACUGACCAUAUUCGACACAAUGUUUACCCCCCCGAUGUUCUAAAUGGUCUUAAGGUUUCAGGAAUGCCGAAUCAUAAAUUGGUUUUAAAAGUUGGUGUUCCUAUCAUGCUGUUACGUAACCUUGAUCAGAAAAACGGUCUGUGCAAUGGUACAAGAUUACAAGUCGUAAAACUUGGUGAUCGGAUUAUUGAAGCCAAAGUGAUUUCUGGUAAUAAUAUUGGUACUAGAACUUUUAUACCAAGGAUCAAUCUUUCCCCCUCUGACAAACGAAUACCUUUCAAGCUUCAAAGAAGGCAAUUCCCGAUAGCUGUGUGUUUUGCAAUGACGAUAAAUAAAAGUCAGGGACAGUCGUUAUCUAAGGUUGGUUUGUUUCUAAAGCAGCCCGUUUUCACUCACGGACAACUAUAUGUUGCAGUUUCAAGAGUCAAAAGCAUGGAUGGUUUAAGGAUGUUAAUAUUAGAUGUUGAGGGAAACGUUACUAAUAAGACUACAAAUGUUGUAUACAAAGAGAUAUUCUCAAAUUUAUAG
Molecule: messenger RNA, 3711 nt
Organism: Helianthus annuus (common sunflower)
Lineage: Eukaryota; Viridiplantae; Streptophyta; Magnoliopsida; Asterales; Asteraceae
Exons: 7
Coding region: 1-3711 (1236 amino acids)
Biological process (GO): telomere maintenance; DNA repair
Molecular function (GO): DNA helicase activity
Source: RefSeq, a predicted model, not a curated record